Molecule: messenger RNA, 484 nt
Organism: Rubroshorea leprosula
Lineage: Eukaryota; Viridiplantae; Streptophyta; Magnoliopsida; Malvales; Dipterocarpaceae
Source: the annotation of a GenBank genome assembly
CCCAGAGAGGCAUUCUGACAAACAGUUCAAGGACUCUUUCUUUUCUCCAUCUCUGCAACAAAAAAACAGAAUGUGGCUGGUGGCUGCUGGCAUUGGUGCGGUGGAGGCCUUGAAAGAUCAAGGAGUAUGCAGCCAAGAUGCUCUCUUUUCUUCUUCUUCUUCUUCUUCAUCACAAUCAUCCACGACAGCAAUGAGAACAGAGAUGGCAAGGUGGGAUAGGAAGAGAGCAGACGCCGCCAUGGAAAGGGUUGUGCAGCUGAGCUGUCGGGAUCCUGGUACAAUUAGAUUUUAGUGCGAAGACUAGGACCUUGUGAUCAAUAUUUUCUACUCUGGGUCUACUCUGUGUUUUUUGACUGUCCUCAACUUCGUUAUUAAAGUUUCCAACUUGGACUUGAUGAAGUGGGCGUUUACUAUUUUGCUUUAAACUAUUGAAUUGCAUUAAUGAUUCGUCUUCUUUUAACUGCAUUAAAAUUUUACGUUUCUU